GCUUGGUGUGUUGUUAAGUCGCCUCGUGUCGUUCUGCAAUGUCGGUACUGCAAGCAUAUUGCAUCACGAUGACGUAUGAUCAAGAAUACUAUAAAUAGGAGUGCAGCGGCUCAUUCUGGCGUAGAGAGUUAAGGCGAAAUCUGUUGUGAUAUCAAUUGUGACAUUCAUAGCGAGAUUCAUUGUGUGAGCCAUUGUGCAAACAUCUUCAAGAUAUUUUACAAAAUAAACUGCGGGAUCAGUUGUGAGUUAGAGAUCCCUCUUGACAGAACAACUGCUUCAUCCAUUGUGACAUCCAUUGCAAGAUUCACUGCGGGAUCAGUUGUGAGUUAGAGAUCCCUCUUGACAAAACAACUGCUUCAUCCAUUGUGACAUCCAUUGCAAGAUUCACUGCGGGAUCAGUUGUGAGUUAGAGAUCCCUCUUGACAAAACAACUGCUUCAUCCAUUGUGACAUCCAUUGCAAGAUUCACUGCGGGAUCAGUUGUGAGUUAGAGAUCCCUCUUGACAAAACAACUGCUUCAUCCAUUGUGACAUCCAUUGCAAGAUUCACUGCGGGAUCAGUUGUGAGUUAGAGAUCCCUCUUGACAAAACAACUGCUUCAUCCAUUGUGACAUCCAUUGCAAGAUUCACUGCGAGAUCAGUGCUGUAUUAAUUAAAAGUCAGAGGUUUCGAUAUAUUUAUAUUUUUGAGACCUCCCGCUUUUAGUCUUAGAGAGAUCAGUCUCUACUAAAAUGAAGCCCUGGAGGAAAAAAAUUAAAUGGCGUAGCUUCUGCUGGCCAUGGCAGUGCUCAAACCUCAAAAGACAGCAGUAUGCCAGUGAGGUUUACAUUCAAACACAGGCAUAUUUCAGUGAAACAGAGAUCCAGCAAGGAACAGAUGCGGUACCCUCUUCACCUGACAAAGUGGCAAAACCAUUAAAGGAUCAUGUGACGCCUCAGCAUCAAACCUCACUUGAUGACUUCAAAUUUUUUACACAUUCUCCAGCCAUCACAUUGGUAGAACCACUGGUGAUUGAAAUGACCCCUCAGCACCAAACUUCACCUGUGGAAGAAGAACAACUGCCAAUGAGGCCAUCGUUCACGGAGAAAGUCUUGACUCAGGCACAGGCAACAGAGCAAGAGAGACCUCCUGAACACUGUGAGGAAAGAAAGAUAAGAAAGGAGCCACUGGUGAUUAAAGUAACCCCUCAGCACCAGAUUUCACCUGUGGAAGAAGUAGAACUGACACUGUGGCCAUCCUUCACAGAGGAAGACUUGACUCAGGCACAGGCGACAGAGCAAGAAAUACCUUCUGAACGCUGUGAAGAAAGAAAGAAAAGAAAGAAACCACCGGUGAACAAAGUAACCCCUCAGUGCCAGAUUUUACCUGUGGAAGAAGAAGAACUGGCACUGUGCCCAUCCUUCACAGAGGAAGACUUGACUCAGGCACAGGCGACAGAGCAAGAGAGACCUCCUGGCCACUGUAAAAAAAGGAAGAAAGGAAAGAAACCACAGGUGAACGCAGUAACCCCUCAGUGCCAGAUUUUACCUGUGGAAGAAGAAGAACUGGCACUGUGCCCAUCCUUCACAGAGGAAGACUUGACUCAGGCACAGGCGACAGAGCAAGAGAGACCUCCUGGCCGCUGUAAAAAAAGAAAGAAAAGAAAGAAACCACAGGUGAACACAGUAACCCCUCAGUGCCAAAUUUUACCUGUGGAAAAAGAAGAACUGGCACUGUGGCCAUCCUUCACAGAGAAAGACUUAACUCAGGCACAGGCAACAGAGCAAAAGAAACCUCCUGGCCGCUGUGAAAAAAGAAAGAAAAGAAAGAAACCACAGGCGAACACAGUAAUCACUCAGCACCAAACUUCACCUGUGGAAGAAGAAGAACUGGCACUGUGGUCAUCCUUCACAGAGAAAGACUCAACUCAGGCACAGGCGACAGAGCAAGAAAGAACUCCUGGCCGCUGUGAAAAAAGAAAGAAAAGAAAGAAACCACCGGUGAACACAGUAACCACUCAGCACCAAACUUCACUUGUGGAAGAAGAAAAACUGGCACUGUGGCCAUCCUUCACAGAGAAAGACUCAACUCAGGCACAGGCGACAGAGCAAGAGAGACCUCCUGGUCGCUGUGAAAAAAGAAAGAAACCACCGGUGAACACAGUAACCACUCAGCACCAAACUUCACCUGUGGAAGAAGAAGAACUGGCACUGUGGCCAUCCUUCACAGAGAAAGACUUAACUCAGGCACAGGCGACAGAGCAAGAAAAACCUCCUGGCCGCUGUGAAAAAAGAAAGAAAAGAAAGAAACCACAGGUGAACACAGUAACCACUCAGCACCAAACUUCACCUGUGGAAGAAGAAGAACUGGCACUGUGGCCAUCCUUCACAGAGAAAGACUCAACUCAGGCACAGGCGACAGAGCAAGAGAGACCUCCUGGCCGCUGUGAAAAAAGAAAGAAAAGAAAGAAACCACAGGCGAACACAGUAAUCACUCAGCACCAAACUUCACCUGUGGAAGAAGAACUGGCACUGUGGCCAUCCUUCACAGAGAAAGACUCAACUCAGGCACAGGCGACAGAGCAAGAGAGACCUCCUGGCCGCUGUGAAAAAAGAAAGAAAAGAAAGAAACCACCGGUGAACACAGUAACCACUCAGCACAAAACUUCACCUGUGGAAGAAGAAGAACUGGCACUGUGGCCAUCCUUCACAGAGAAAGACUCAACUCAGGCACAGGCGACAGAGCAAGAGAGACUUCCUGGCCGCUGUGAAAAAAGAAAGAAAAGAAAGAAACCACCGGUGAACAAAGUAACCCCUCAGUGCCAGAUUUUACCUGUGGAAGAAGAAGAACUGGCACUGUGGCCAUCCUUCACAGAGAAAGACUCAACUCAGGCACAGGCGACAGAGCAAGAAAGAACUCCUGGCCGCUGUGAAAAAAGAAAGAAAAGAAAGAAAAGAAAGAAACCACCGGUGAACACAGUAACCACUCAGCACCAAACUUCACCUGUGGAAGAAGAAAAACUGGCACUGUGGCCAUCCUUCACAGAGAAAGACUUAACUCAGGCACAGGCGACAGAGCAAGAAAAACCUCCUGGCCGCUGUGAAAAAAGAAAGAAAAGAAAGAAACCACAGGUGAACACAGUAACCACUCAGCACCAAACUUCACCUGUGGAAGAAGAAGAACUGGCACUGUGGCCAUCCUUCACAGAGAAAGACUCAACUCAGGCACAGGCGACAGAGCAAGAGAGACCUCCUGGCCGCUGUGAAAAAAGAAAGAAAAGAAAGAAACCACAGGCGAACACAGUAAUCACUCAGCACCAAACUUCACCUGUGGAAGAAGAACUGGCACUGUGGCCAUCCUUCACAGAGAAAGACUCAACUCAGGCACAGGCGACAGAGCAAGAGAGACCUCCUGGCCGCUGUGAAAAAAGAAAGAAAAGAAAGAAACCACCGGUGAACACAGUAACCACUCAGCACAAAACUUCACCUGUGGAAGAAGAAGAACUGGCACUGUGGCCAUCCUUCACAGAGAAAGACUCAACUCAGGCACAGGCGACAGAGCAAGAGAGACUUCCUGGCCGCUGUGAAAAAAGAAAGAAAAGAAAGAAACCACCGGUGAACAAAGUAACCCCUCAGUGCCAGAUUUUACCUGUGGAAGAAGAAGAACUGGCACUGUGGCCAUCCUUCACAGAGAAAGACUCAACUCAGGCACAGGCGACAGAGCAAGAAAGAACUCCUGGCCGCUGUGAAAAAAGAAAGAAAAGAAAGAAACCACCGGUGAACACAGUAACCACUCAGCACCAAACUUCACUUGUGGAAGAAGAAAAACUGGCACUGUGGCCAUCCUUCACAGAGAAAGACUCAACUCAGGCACAGGCGACAGAGCAAGAGAGACCUCCUGGUCGCUGUGAAAAAAGAAAGAAACCACCGGUGAACACAGUAACCACUCAGCACCAAACUUCACCUGUGGAAGAAGAAGAACUGGCACUGUGGCCAUCCUUCACAGAGAAAGACUUAACUCAGGCACAGGCGACAGAGCAAGAAAAACCUCCUGGCCGCUGUGAAAAAAGAAAGAAAAGAAAGAAACCACAGGCGAACACAGUAAUCACUCAGCACCAAACUUCACCUGUGGAAGAAGAACUGGCACUGUGGCCAUCCUUCACAGAGAAAGACUCAACUCAGGCACAGGCGACAGAGCAAGAGAGACUUCCUGGCCGCUGUGAAAAAAGAAAGAAAAGAAAGAAACCACCGGUGAACACAGUAACCACUCGGCACAAAACUUCACCUGUGGAAGAAGAAGAACUGGCACUGUGGCCAUCCUUCACAGAGAAAGACUCAACUCAGGCACAGGUGACAGAGCAAGAGAGACCUCCUGGCCGCUGUGAAAAAAGAAAGAAACCACAGGUGAACACAGUAAUCACUCAGCACCAAACUUCACCUGUGGAAGAAGACGAACUGGCACUGUGGCCAUCCUUCACAGAGGAAGACUCAACUCAGGCACAGGCGACAGAGCAAGAGAGACCUCCUGGCCGCUGUGAAAAAAGAAAGAAACCACAGGUGAACACAGUAAUCACUCAGCACCAAACUUCACCUGUGGAAGAAGACGAACUGGCACUGUGGCCAUCCUUCACAGAGGAAGACUUGACUCAGGAACAGGCGACAGAGCAAGAGAGACCUUCUGACCAUUGUGAAGAAAAAAAGAUAAGAAAGAAACCAUUGUUGAUAACAGUAACCCCUCAGUGCCAGACCUUAUCUGAUGGAGAUAAAAUAUCGUCGCUGUGGCCAUCCAUCAUAGUAAAAGAAUCGGCUCAGGUCGAGAGGAUAGUGGAACAGAGACCACGUAAGGUACCUUUGCAUCAGGCUCCACAACAUGCUGUCAUCGAAAUGUUGCCUGUGCAAGAAAGGCUAGGAGAGAAAAAUGUGAACCAAACUGAUCAUCCAGAAGUUAUAAUUCAAAGACCUUUACCAAAACUUGCUUGGGUGGACACAGGCAACGUACCAGUAACUCAACUGGAUGAUUUACAGGUGGAUGAAAAAAGCAGGCCUGAAGAUCAAAUGAUGAGAAUAAUAAUGAAUUUUGUGCCAUCAUAUGCUGAGGGAACUUUUUUCCAAAGGAAAAAGAGGAUACCAAAGGUUGCCCUGAAACAUUUUUCACUUACAGAAUGGAGGGUCUAUAGAAAAAGACAGCAGAAAGAAGAGGAAUUAAGAAAACAGAAAGAGAAACAACAGAGACAGGCUCUUCGUGAAAAAUAUUUUAACGAUCCAGCAAUGAAACAUCUGCUAAUUAAUAAGUAUAACAGGUUUAAUAAGAAAAGAUAAUAGGCCAACCUCUUCAUGCAGUCUGCCAUCUAGAUUUACACUCCCUCCCUAUCUAUACUGUAAAUAAAAUCUAUUGAAAAUAUAGCAAAAAA
This is a messenger RNA of Misgurnus anguillicaudatus (oriental weatherfish), 5387 nucleotides long. RefSeq lists its product as uncharacterized. The record is from RefSeq and is a predicted model, not a curated record. Lineage: Eukaryota; Metazoa; Chordata; Actinopteri; Cypriniformes; Cobitidae.